AUGGUUGAAACCGAACGAGCUGGGGUGAGAGGUAUCAGUGAACCCGGCUAUGCCCUCCUAUCCCUCGAACCAGCUCCAUUUUCUCCUCAACACUCCCCGAUAAUAGAGGAAUGCGAUAUUAGUUGUGCCGCCGCGCCAGCUCAGACCGUGGAGGGAAUGGCAGAAAGGAUCAGCGCUUUAUUCGGUGUGGCCUUUAAUGACUUGAUACAUGUCCACGUCUCUCUCUCACAAGUUCCGUCCCCCGUCAAGUCCAUUUGGCUAUCUUCUACUGCUUCACUUCCGGUGCUUCUCCCUGCUUUCCAAUGCUGGUCCAACCGCUCCCCAUCCCUCCGUGAGAUGGUGUGUGAAACGCUACAGUCGAUAACACACCGUUUCUUACCUGAAAGGGACGAUGAAUCGACAUUCCGGGUCAAUUAUCAAGGGGAGGUGGAUGCGUCUGUGGAUCCUGGUAUCGCUAUUGCCCAACUCUUGGACCCGGACCCCUUGAAACCCGUAUUUCUCACCGGAUUGCGACUACCGAUUCUGGCCGAGCUUGGGUUCCGCUGUCCUUCCGACUUGUGCACGGUCGCGGAGCCCAUGGAAGAAUCUAACGUCCAGAUCAACCUGACACCGAAGUUUUCCUUCGUUGACCUCCAUAUUGAUUAUGGCGCAGACGGAGUCUCAGCACUUGUGGGUAACUGCCGGAAGAUCUGGCUCCUGUAUCCCCCGUCUCGAAACAACUUGGUUGCAAUGAGGACGGUGGACGGUCAGAGAGGUAAGCUGGCGCGGAUCAUGCACCGACUAGAGGGGGGAAUCAUGGUGGAGACCACUGUCGCUCAGUCAUUGUACAUCCCCGCUGGAUGCAUUCAUGCCACUUUUACAUUGCAGGGUGGUUUUCUCAUUGCGAGGGAUUUUACAACGUCUAUAUCCAUCGGUGCCAUUAGUGCUUACAUUGCAAGCGGCUUGGAGGGUAUGCUCACACCGCAGGCUCGCGAAGUCUGCUGGGAUUGGUUUUCUCGUUGCUUGGAUGUAUCUUUAGCGCAUGGCCAGUUUGACCGGGCGAUCCGGGCUUGGAUGGAUGCUGAACCUCGCCUUGCAACCUGGGCCUCUUCGCACCGGUACUGGCGCACGGCUAUGCGACGUAUUUGGGAUCUUUAUGUACAGGAGAUACCAGAGCAAUGCCCUUGUGGAACGCAAGGGGACGCUGUGCCGCAAGACCACCUGUAUUCAACCCAUCUCAAAUGUCUGCUUCCCCCGUCAAAGAUACGUCGACAGAAAAGGUCCGAUGUGGUAUAUUAA
Aspergillus melleus is the source of this 1278-nucleotide messenger RNA. RefSeq lists its product as uncharacterized. Bases 1 to 1278 code for a protein of 425 amino acids. The record is from RefSeq and is a predicted model, not a curated record. The transcript has 3 exons. NCBI's taxonomy places the organism in Eukaryota, Fungi, Ascomycota, Eurotiomycetes, Eurotiales, Aspergillaceae.